GGAUUUGCUAGUAAUAAAACCAUUUAAAUUUACGUGGAAAGGUUUUAAAGUGUGCACAUAUCGUCCGUCGCUCUUAGUAAUAAGAUAAGUCGUAGCAUAGUAAAGGUUUUAGAAAAAGCCUUUAAUUUAAUUUGGGGUAGUUUAAAAAAUAUCAAUUUUGGGGAUUGAAGAUAAGCUUUGCUUUCCUAAAAUAUGUCAAACCAUAUUCAGCACCCCUACCACAUUGUUGACGAAUCCCCUUGGCCGCUUUACGGUUCAUUGGGGGGUUUAUAUUUAACUAGUGGGAUAAUUUCAUGAUUCCAUCUUAAUUCAAUAUUUUUAUUUUUUAUUGGGCUGCUUUUGUUAGGGAUGGUAAUAUUCCAAUGGUGGCGUGAUGUGAGACGAGAAGGUGCGGUUCAGGGGCUUCAUAGCGCAAUCGUCGAAUUAGGGCUGCGUUGGGGUAUGUUGCUUUUUAUUACUUCUGAGGUAUUUUUCUUUUUAAGAUUUUUUUGGGCUUACUUUCAUGCGAGACUAGCUCCCAGCGUUGAGUUGGGGGGGCUUUGACCACCUUUAGGCGUAGUCCCCUUCAAUCCAUUUGGGGUUCCCCUACUGAAUACUAUUAUUUUAGUUUCUUCAGGCGUUAGCGUAACCUGAGCCCACCACGCCCUCAUAGCGGGGGAGUACGGCCAAGUAAAAAAGUCUUUAGGGUUAACAAUCGUUUUAGGGCUGUAUUUUACUGCUUUGCAGGGGUUAGAAUAUUAUGAGGCUUCAUUCAGGUUUGCCGAUAGUAUCUACGGCUCUACUUUUUUUAUUGCCACAGGGUUCCAUGGGCUACAUGUCAUUGUUGGGACUUUGUUUUUAUUAGUUUGUUGAGUUCGGCACCUAAAAGGUGAGUUUAGUGCUGCGCACCAUUUUGGAUUUGAGGCUGCUGCUUGGUAUUGACACUUUGUUGA
Eurytemora carolleeae is the source of this 932-nucleotide messenger RNA. RefSeq names its product cytochrome c oxidase subunit 3-like. The record is from RefSeq and is a predicted model, not a curated record. The transcript has a single exon. Lineage: Eukaryota; Metazoa; Arthropoda; Copepoda; Calanoida; Temoridae. Gene Ontology annotation, molecular function: cytochrome-c oxidase activity. Gene Ontology annotation, biological process: mitochondrial electron transport, cytochrome c to oxygen. Gene Ontology annotation, cellular component: mitochondrion; membrane.